CUUCCUCGGGAGCUUUUUAGAUGUGCAUAAUCCCCGAGUUGACCCAGAAAAUCGUCAGUCGCUCGCUUGAAGAUCUGAUGCUGCAGUCUUUGUGCGCACCUCACCCGGCAAUGACGCGCGGCCCCGCGGACUCCUCGCACUGAGCGAACCCCCCCACCCCUUCUACCUCCCUCCUCUCCUUCACCUCUCCCUCCCUCUCCUUCCUCACCGCAGCGGACCACCGAACCAGCGGACCGGGCCGAGCCUUGAGUGGAGUAACUUUGGAGUUUUUUUUUUUCUUUUUGUUUUUCUUUUUUUUUUUUUUCGAGGAGCUGAGCACGGAGGCAUGGCGGAGCACCUCAUGAUGCCCAUGAAUCACGGUUCAGCCGGCGCCGGUCUCCACGCGUAUCGGAUGGGCAUGAACGGCCUGCAGGCAGGCCACCCGCCGCACGGCCAGCAGGCCUCGGCCAUGCGGGCCAUGCCCGGCGGCCAGAUGAUGCACUACGCCGGCGCGCAGGCCGGCAUGGAGAUGCGCCAACGGCAGGGUAUGGUGCCACCCGGUGGGCCCAUGAGCGGCGCCCAAAUGGGGCACCACCACCAGAUGAUGUACAACGGGCAGCAGCAUCACAUGCACCAGGCCCAGCAGCAGCAGGUCCAACAACAACAACAACAGCAGCAGCAGCAGCAGCAGCAACACGCCGCCCAGCUGAGCCAAUUCAUGAACGGAGGCUUGACGUCGCAGCAGCUCAUGGCCAGCAUGCAGCUCCAAAAACUCAACACGCAAUAUCAUGGACACCCGCUGGGCCCCAUGGGCGGCGGCGGCGGCGGGGGUCACAUGGGCGGCCCGGCCAACCAGUACCGCAUGAACCCGGCCCAACUGGCCAACAUGCAGCACAUGGCGGUCCCGGCGCUGGCGCUGAACGGCAUGGAUGCGGACAUGAUCGACGAGGAGGCGCUCACCUCGCUGGUGGUGGAGCUCGGCCUGGACCGGGUCCAGGAGCUGCCCGAACUCUUCCUGGGUCAGAACGAGUUUGACUUCAUCUCGGACUUUGUCAGCAAACAGCAGCCCAGCACGGUUAGCUGCUGAGACCACCCU
This is a messenger RNA of Hippocampus comes (tiger tail seahorse), 1075 nucleotides long. RefSeq names its product Cbp/p300-interacting transactivator, with Glu/Asp-rich carboxy-terminal domain, 4b (gene cited4b). The coding region runs from base 326 to 1066 and encodes 246 amino acids. The transcript is spliced from 2 exons. Gene Ontology annotation, biological process: regulation of DNA-templated transcription. Gene Ontology annotation, molecular function: transcription coactivator activity. Lineage: Eukaryota; Metazoa; Chordata; Actinopteri; Syngnathiformes; Syngnathidae. The record is from RefSeq and is a predicted model, not a curated record. Gene Ontology annotation, cellular component: nucleus.